Molecule: messenger RNA, 3881 nt
Organism: Linum trigynum
Lineage: Eukaryota; Viridiplantae; Streptophyta; Magnoliopsida; Malpighiales; Linaceae
Source: the annotation of a GenBank genome assembly
CCCAGGCCCCCAGCCCACUAUGUAACACAGCCGGCGCCCCCAACCCAAUAUCCAUCACCGGCAAUUGGUAAAGCCUGCCUACCUUCCCCCCAACGCAUUUCGCCAAUCGCGAUUCCUGCAGGAGAAGAAAAGGUCGAGUUACGAGUUACGACCGGACAAGGGCAAUGCUUCGGCCGCUACCUCGCUCGUCGGUGAUUCUCCCAGCCCUGGACCUGCUCGUCGCCGCACCGUCGUUUUCCUCUUCCCGAUCGGCUGCGCCACGCCUGUUCCGCCUCUCCGAGCUGCUAUAGUUUCUAUUCCCACCGUGUCUUUCUUCAAUUCUGCCGCUUCAAGCUUCCAGCCUUCGCCCUUCCCCUUCAACUGGACAUACAUCAAAGGUCAUGUAAGUUCCACUCGACCAUUCCAUCUCUUCCAUGUUCCAUCGCCUCCUGCCCCUUCCUAAUUAUUUUGCUUGCCAAACAGCGAGUAGACCCAUUCCACCAUUAUCACCCUUCUCACCUUGAUUUUAUUCAAUUUCUGUCACCGGGAGAAGGCUGGACAUUGCUCUGUCUUGUGGCCAAUCUUCCCGCACCGGCGACCGUAGGAGGGAGAUUCAGAUUCUCCUGCCAUCAAGCUCAAAAGCUUGGGGUUAGACUGCUUCCGAAUUCGUCUUCCUUCCAGGUUAGGUAACAACCAACAACGCAGUUAGUCUGUUUCUCUGCCAUCUGGGUCAGGCUGCUGCUAUUCACCAAAUAAACUAAUUAUGAGAAGCUAAAAAGCUAGGAAAGCAAAAAAUAAAAAAGCUUCUGUGUCUCGUCACACGAUUUCUUACUUUUGUGAAUGGAAAAUGAAAAAUCUGCCGAAAAGGUGAAGUCAGUAGAUAAUUCGUGAAUCUGGCUUUUGGGUGGUGGUCGUUAGUUAUCGCCUCGACGUAGUCCUGUUUGGAUAGAAGAUGAUGCCAUUGACAAUGAUGGGCCACUUCAUCUCCCCACCACUCGACUAAAAAGCAGAGGUCGAGUAGUUGCAUACUUGCAUACAUAACACCUAAGCUAUCGACACCUUUUCAUAAAAGGAGAUCUACUGAACUAGUUUAUUAACUUGUGUGAAGUUUACCUUUUUGGAUUAAAUUAACGGAAAACCCAUGUGAUGUUAACAAACAAAAGCUUUUGCCUUUUUCUUCUGCUGCAGUUGGUAAUUAGUGAUAUCAGAGGUUGAGUCUGUCACCUGUUAAAGAAAUAGGCGUUCCCUCCUACAGUCUGUAAUUUGUGACGGCAUCAUGAUUCAUUAAAUUAUUCUUGGAUAGCAUAUGGUGCCUGGCAUCCCGCUGUGCACAGGAUAUUUGUACGGUUCUUCUGAAUACUCAAUUUUUUAAACUAUUGACCAGCUUCAUCUAAGCAUUGCAUAAUGUUUGUUGAUUGCCUUUUGCCUAUAUUCAAUUUAAUUUCCCUAUUCGCAGGGAAUAGGAGUUAGCUUCUGCAAUCUGCAUCAAUGGCUGAAACAGCCAAAGAUUCUAGCUUGAUUGAAGGCAGUGGAAGAAAUGGGUCAUUUGGUCGGACAACGAGCAGCGUGGAGGGUUCUUCUCUCCGGAGGCGGUCUUCUAGUCUAUCUCGUACACUGUCUUUCCAACCAGAAUACGGUGGUGUUGAGAGUGAUAAUGUGUCCGAAGCGGGUGAUAUUGGGGACAGGGCGCUUCACAGUAGCAGCAGGUUCAGUGAAGAUGGUGGGAGUGUUAGGCGGCUAUCUCUUGAGAUUGCAUUGGAAGGUGGUGUUGCCUUCCCGAUUCCUGAGGAUGAUGCAAAAUCCCCUGUGUACCCGUUGCCAGAGGAAGUUGGUGCCGUUCUUGCACCUCGUUCCACUGAGCCAAUGAUUGGGUCCAAGGAGGACUCAUGGAGAUUGCCGCCGUUGUUUGAGUACGUCUCAUGUUUGCUUUAUCUGGCCGUUUUUGGGAUUCUUGGGGUUUUGACAAGGUACUUACUGCAAAAGCUUUUUGGCCCUGGGAUUGCUCGUGUAACAAGUGAUUCCAGCCCUCUGUACCUUGACCUGCCUUCUAAUAUGGUGGGUUCUUUCCUGAUGGGAUGGUGGGGUGUUGUCUUCAAACCACGAAUAUCUAGUGUGUCUGAUCAUCUUGCCAUUGGAUUAACGACGGGAUACUUGGGAAGCCUCACAACUUUUAGUGGUUGGAAUCAGAAAAUGCUUGAUCUCGUCGUUGAUGGCGAAUGGGUCUAUGCUGGUUCUGGCUUUCUCAUAGGCCUGUUCCUUGCAGCUUACUCCAUAAAGUUUGGAGUGGGGACAGCCAAAUGCUUCCAACUAGCAACCCAAAGGCUAAAUUGUGGACAUUGCAAGUGGACUGUAAAUACUUGGAGGCGUCAUUUGGCUGUGAUGAUAGUACUGGUGUUAAUGCUCGGCCUUCUAUGGACUCUUAGUGGCACGUUGCUAAGUAAAGAGUUCAGUAGCACCGAGGCCCAACUAUGGAUAGCGUGCAUAGUUGCUGCUCCAGGGGUAUGGAUAAGGUGGUUCUUAGCAAGACUCAAUGGUCGUGGUCUGGGGAAAUCAGGUAUCCUAAAGUGGUUACCUUUCGGUACCUUGAUUGCUAAUAUCUCCGCAGCUUGUGUCAUGGCAGGUCUUGCAACAGUAAAGAAGGCGGUGGAUACCAAAAACUGCAACACGAUUGCAACAGGUGUACAGUUUGGAUUCCUGGGCUGUUUAAGUACUGUUUCGACAUUCAUGGCGGAGUAUCAUGCCAUGGAAGAGAGUAGCAAGUUUUGGAGAGCGUACCUAUACGGGUUGGUAACUAUAUUAGCCGCUUUUGCUCUGGGAAUUUUAAUAUAUGCUGUUCCUGUUUGGUCCAGAGGAUACAGUUGAGCUUCUCCAAGAGUGCCUGAGCGGAGAGAACUCAAACUGCGCCAUCGUGGACAUGCUGGCACGAAGUAAAUAUGAGACAGAAAGGCAAAGGAACUUGUAGAUGCAAGUUUAGAAGAAGAAGAAUCCUUAGAUAUCCUGUUUUAAACCCGAAUUCAGGAGUGGAUAAUAAUUCAUUAAUAUUCAUUCUCAAUUUCGGGCAAAGGUUUAUUGGAAAUCACGUCAUAUGUUUUGUGGUUCUUUUGUCUGCCGGUUUUCCUUCCAUUCCAUGUGAUAAAAGUUCAGAACUUAUUCCUAACUUCCUCUGCAAAAAUCGUUGUUCACUGUAUGUUGAUGGUCUACGCAUUUAGUUCUGUGGAUAGCUGUUAAGUGCAGGUAGAUUAUUUGUCUUGUAUUGCUUUCUUCCAAAAUAAAUGUCUUCAGGAAACGGUUAAUGGUUUGGUUUGGUUAGGUUUUGGUGUUUAGAUAACGAUAGGUGGUUUGAUUUGAUUUUGGUAAUAGUUACACAUGUAAUUAAGAAAAUAUUAGUGUUCUCAACGUCUACGGUAUCGAUUGUGGUUGCAGGUUCAUUUGGCUUCUUUGGGAUAAGAAAGAAAGAGAAUUGAAAUCACUCCCUCCGACAAUUGAAGCAAAUUUUGUCGACAGGAAUUCAAAAAAAGAGAGAGACGGACGAGACGCUGGUAUAAAAGAAAAAAAAUUAUGACGUUGCAUUUAUGUGGCAAGUGAGGUUGAGUUGUUGUUGAAGUCUGAGUCAAUUUGGCAUCCUAGUCAGCAUACCAUUAACCUAAUUCACGGAAUCUCAAUUACCGUUAAAGUUUGUAACCAAAUAACUAGAUUUGUCAAACAACAAUCCAAAUUUUUUACUAUUUUGUGUAUAUCUCAGAAAGUGAUUAUUAUUGUCACAAACUCGAAAGUUGUGGCUAUACAAAUGUAUUUUGCCUAUAUUUUAUUGCUUUUUUAUGAAAAUAUGACUUUCAUGUUUUUUAGUUAGUUUCUGUCACUUCAAGCAAACAACUGUCUGUAAAUUAAAUUAAAAAAGUUAU